CUGCUUGCAGACUCCAACCAUACAGACCCAGCAGGCGCAGCGGAGCGUUACGUUUACGGGACGAGUGCGCAACUUUUGUUUUGUACUCACUUUGCCGCAGUAAAGGAGCUCCUUCAGGUCUAAACAGUUCGUACUACGUCUUGUGAGACACCAAGAGUCGUAUUUGUUGUCCGUGGAGUCGUCGUUGUUGUGUGAGUGAGUGUGUGUAUGUGUAUGUGUGAGUGUGUGUGAAGGCAGCUCGGUUCAACAAUGGCGACGGCGGCUGCGAUGUCUGGUCCUGCCGGCUGUGGCGGCACUAAUCUCGGCUCUGGGACCGAGCUUGUCCGCGGCCAGGCCUUCGACGUGGGCCCCCGAUACACCAACCUCUCCUACAUCGGAGAGGGAGCGUACGGCAUGGUUUGUUCAGCAUACGAUCGGGAUAAUAAAGUGCGUGUGGCCAUAAAGAAGAUCAGUCCAUUUGAACAUCAGACGUACUGCCAGCGCACUCUCCGCGAGAUUAAGAUCCUGCUCCGCUUCAAACAUGAGAACAUCAUUGGAAUCAAUGACAUCAUCCGUGCGCCCUCCAUCGACCAGAUGAAAGAUGUCUACAUCGUACAGGACCUGAUGGAGACUGACCUGUACAAACUGCUGAAGACUCAGCACCUAAGCAACGACCACAUCUGCUACUUCCUGUACCAGAUCCUGCGUGGGCUGAAGUACAUCCACUCAGCCAACGUCCUCCACAGAGACCUGAAGCCCUCUAACCUGCUGCUUAACACCACCUGCGACCUCAAGAUCUGUGAUUUUGGGCUCGCCCGUGUAGCAGACCCGGACCACGACCACACCGGGUUCCUCACAGAGUAUGUAGCCACACGCUGGUACCGUGCACCGGAGAUCAUGCUCAACUCAAAGGGUUAUACCAAGUCUAUUGACAUCUGGUCAGUUGGAUGCAUUCUGGCGGAGAUGCUCUCAAACAGACCCAUUUUUCCUGGAAAGCACUACCUGGACCAGCUGAACCACAUUUUAGGCAUCCUUGGCUCUCCCUCACAGGAGGAUCUGAACUGCAUCAUUAACAUUAAGGCCAGGAAUUACCUGCUGUCUCUGCCGCUGCGCUGCAAAGUGCCCUGGAACCGCCUCUUCCCUAAUGCCGACCCUAAAGCCUUGGACCUGUUGGAUAAGAUGUUGACCUUUAACCCCCAUAAGAGGAUUGAGGUGGAGGAGGCCCUGGCCCAUCCUUACCUGGAGCAGUACUAUGACCCAACUGAUGAGCCGGUUGCUGAGGCUCCGUUUAAAUUUGACAUGGAGCUGGAUGACCUGCCCAAAGAGACUCUAAAGGAGCUGAUCUUUGAAGAAACGGCACGUUUCCAGCCAGGCUACAGAGCAUAACCUACUACAGAUGUGGCUCUGGACUUGAUCGUGCUGGCGCUUCUGUCUCUUCUCAGUCUUCAUCAUCAUCAUCAUCCUCUUCUUGCUGAACCCCAGAACUACAGUCAGUUAUCAGAAUCAUCACCUCCUUUUCAACCCCUAAACCACCAUCAGGAGAUGGAGUCCUUGUUACCCCCCUCCUUUCUCACGCUCAUUAUUCUUUCCCCUUGUAUCUUGUAAGAUUUGAGUUUAAAAAGAAGGGCGUGUACGUGAGGAGGAGGAAGAGGAUAGAGUACAAGCUGACCAGAGGAUCGCGGAGGGUUUUUGCUUCAGACUAACCCUCGGCCCUGGUCACGUUUUGUCUUAUGCUUCAGUAAAAGUCUGUGAUUGUGUAACUGCUGUGCUUUCUUCUAUUCUAAGCUUCAUGUCAAUCUUACUCCUAUGAAACUGCUUUUCUGUAAAGCGUCUGUAAAGCCAUUUCUUAAGUCCCUUUGAGGCCAAACCUAAAGCAGGGAGAGACUGAGGGCUCUGACCUCUGUUACCGUUGCAUAUAUGCAGUGGACACACAUUUAUUCACAGGGUGCGUCUCGAAUUUCCUCAAAGCGCACACGUCUCAAUUUGCCAAGGUGCCAUUUUUUUAGGCUUUUAAUUAACUUCUCUACCAACCUCUACAAACCUGCACUCGUACAAGUUAACAGGUACACGCCACGUGCUCCUCGAAUUGAGCUGAAAAUGUUUUUAUUUCUUUUCUUAAUGUAUUACUGUUUCUUAGCAUGUUGUAGAAGUUCCUGCAUGAUGCACAAUUCUAGCUGUGUCCGGGCUAUCGAAAGGCAACUUGUACUGCAUUACAGCAUUGACUUGUCUAAAGAAUUAGAUUAGAUUAGAUUAGAUUAACACAGCCUUGUAAAAUCCUCAGUCAUGUCGAUCUAGAUUGGUAGAAAAACAAAUCUCAUGAACUCAAGCACCAAAGAAAUGACUGCUUUGAGGUUAUUUUGGCACCUUGGAGAAAUGUGUACCAUAUGUGUCCAUAUUGUUAAUAGUGAUAGACUUAUAAGGCAGGGCAUUGCCUUAGCUGCCUAUAGAGUGCUGGUCAGGGGAAAGUUCCAGGGUGGAGGUCAGCUCUGAAUCAAGUGCUUCUGGUGGAAAAGAAGCGCACAGGGCUUUUGGGGAAGGGUUGGGAUGGGAGGGUGUCAGACUUUUCAAGGAUAAUUUGUGGCUUCAUCUGGCCACGUAAAAAGUUAUUACUGAAACACUUGCGACCUAAAGUACAGUGCCUCCUUGUUUGUUUUCUCUUUUUCUGGUAUAUCUUUGUCGCUCUCUCUCGCUUUCUCUUCUUCCAUUGUGUCCCCCCUUCCCCUCUGUUUCUCUUGCCUUCUAUCAAUAAGACUGUGUCCUUGCAUGACUGUUAAAAAAGCUUUCUAUACAAAGAAAAUGGAAGUGCCACACUGCUGGGGAUUCCGCAUUGGGACUCUCAGGUUUUUUGUUAUAUCCGACCUUUCCUGUUCCCACAUUUACUAUAUAGUAUAAGAUGCUACUUUUCUCUCCUUUAGUAGUGUUUUUUUUUCUUCUUCUUCUUUCCUCAAUUCGCUUGUACAUUUUGAAUGCACAUGUUUUUCAAGCCAGGUUCCUUUUAGCAUACAACGAACUAUUUUGGAGAUUUUUCAAAGAAAAAAAAAAAAAACAACAACAACAAACUCAGCCGGAAGAAUCUUGAUGUCAGGUUAAGUUGUAAAAGAGGACAGCUUGAAGUUGACGGCCUCUAGCCAUGUAGGUGUUCACUACAGGAAAACACAACCAACCUCCCAUUUUACUAAAUGCCAAUCAACGCUGUGCUUUCUUGCUUACAGUGAGCGAAUUACAUGGUUGCAUCAGGAGACGAUGACGAACUAGGCUUGGCAGUAAGUGAACGAGACGCAGUAACUUUGUGCCACCUAAAGAGCAAAACAGCACUUAUUGAUGAACUGUUGGUAUGGGAAUCUAUCAGGUAGCAUUGGGAGAUAACAUGAUGGGAAAGAGACAGAUUUUAAGCUGUCUGCAUCUUUAAGGCUUGAGCACCAUGUUCCUCUCUUACUGGACUUGCUCUUUGGUGCAUUGACCCUUUGCUGCUGUUGCCUAAAUAUACAGCCAGCAUGGUGCCAUCUAGUGGCAGUUUGGCAGGUGCUGAACAGGAUGUCGGUGUAGUUGAGCGGAGAACGGGCUGUUUUUCCCUGAAAAGCACUGCAAAACCCUGUAAGAUAGCUUCAGCCAAGUCUGUGUGCAGCAUGUCUGUUCUGUGUGCCUUUACUCAUCAUGAAUAACGGUUUAUUGUGCAGCUUUGUUUCGUCUGGGAUCAGUUGUGAUUUUUGCGGUAUAUUCUUAAAUACAUAUAUAUAAAUCUAUAUUUAAAAAAAAUACAGUAAAACCAACAAAAAUAUAUAUCUUAACUCUGUUGAUUUAUGUAAUUUUAAGUCCUAUUUGCCACAGCUUUUGUGAUUUUUGUGAUUUGAAUUUUGAGAAGGUGAAAAAGGCUUUAUUUCUGCCUCUUGAUUUGAACUCCACCACCCCAACCCCCCCCCAUCUGUUUUUCCUUUUUGAAUGUUUUGUGCAAGACUAUUGUAAAAUGAAUGUCAUGUUUCUAGUGGUUAUUAAUCUUGUAAUUGUUUCCAUGUGUUAAACUCCUCUGUAAAGAACGUUCUAAUCAACGGAUUACUUUUGUUGUGGAUUUCACUUACAAGUUUAACAUCUGCCCCUUGACCUUCACUUGAGUGUAUUUUUUGGGGUGUGGAUGUAAUCGUUUUAUGGGGGAAACAUUAUAAUUGAACAUUAAAACAUUUGAAAUGUGUUGCACCUUGAAAAAAAGUGAUUAUUACAGAGGUUUGUCUUUGCUGCGGAUGGACAGCCUUUUUUAUUACCAAUUAUUACCAUUAUUUGAGUUAAUUUUGCAUCUGCCAAGUUAUGUAACCUAGACGCACCAGAAUAAACACUGUAUCCUA
Molecule: messenger RNA, 4316 nt
Organism: Colossoma macropomum (tambaqui)
Lineage: Eukaryota; Metazoa; Chordata; Actinopteri; Characiformes; Serrasalmidae
Gene: mapk1
Product: mitogen-activated protein kinase 1
Exons: 9
Coding region: 250-1365 (371 amino acids)
Biological process (GO): protein phosphorylation; intracellular signal transduction
Cellular component (GO): cytoplasm; nucleus
Molecular function (GO): MAP kinase activity; ATP binding
Source: RefSeq, a predicted model, not a curated record